Molecule: messenger RNA, 3168 nt
Organism: Python bivittatus (Burmese python)
Lineage: Eukaryota; Metazoa; Chordata; Lepidosauria; Squamata; Pythonidae
Source: RefSeq, a predicted model, not a curated record
UUCCCUUCUCCAGCCAGAGGGGCAACGUAGGUGGAUGGGUGGGAUAAGACAGCGGCGCAGGGCGGCGCGGUUGCCCCGCAAUCGCCUGGGAAAGCCGCGGCAGGGGCGGCGGCAGUAGGGUGGAGAAGCACCGCGGUGGUUUGGCGAUGGCUGUCAGGAAUCUUUAGCUCGCUCUCUUCCCGCCUCCCAACUUCGAAGCGCUUAAAUUGGUGGUCUCUGGACUCUGAUGAACCGAACCCGGCAAGACUGCAUACCCCUGUUAGGGAAGGAGGCAUCUAUGACCUAUGGAACCUCAAGGAAUUGUCAAAGCUUUCCCCAAACGAAGAAAGUUGAGACAUGAUAUACAGACAGUGCCUUUAAAGAUUUGGAAAGAAGAAACCAGGAAUCAGCAAGCAGGGUGGUUGGAGCCAAUCACAGCUUAUGUGUUGCAAGCAGGAAUUGGCCAGGCCAGGGCUGAGAUCUUCCAUAAGCAAAUCAUCCACAAUGGAGGACAUAUCUGCAGCCAGCUUUCCCCAGAUGUAACACAUGUCAUAGUAGAUGAAGACAUGGAUUUUGAUCGGGCUUUUCGGCUCCUCAAACUCAAAAGGUUGCCUCAGGGAUUGCAACUGGUUAAGGCAUCAUGGCUAAGUUCUUGUAUUACAGCACAGCAGAUCUUGAACACUACUGGCUAUAGACUCUUCAUCCCAGAGAAAUAUCUGGAUGUGACAGGCUUUUCAAUGGGACACUCACCAUUGCUGGAGGAGGAGAAGGUUCACCCCAAAGCAGAGAAUACAGUUAAGGAACUGAAAGCAGAAUCAAACACAGAGACCACCUCUUUCUGCAAUACAGUAAAUUUCUUGGAUCAGCAGGAAGCCACACAGAGUAUGUUAGAUGAUGAAGAAAUUGUAGAGGACAAAGCUGUUGUCACUCUGGAAGAACUGAAAGCACUGAGGUCAGGCCAAGACCUGAACACUUUGUCAGAAGACUUGUCAGUGUCCCUUUCUCGUGGCAAGUGGGUUUGUGCUCAGUCUUCUGAAAGCAAGAAAAGUAAUCAUAAUCAGUGCAUUACAGAGAAGCUGGAAGUGCUGGCAAAAGCCUAUUCUGUCCAGGGAGACAAGUGGAGGGGUCUAAGCUACUCAAAAGCUAUUAAUGCACUCAAGAGUUAUCAUAAACCAGUCACAUCUUACCAGGAAGCCUGUAUGAUUCCUGGAAUUGGGAAGCAGAUGGCAGAAAAGAUUGUAGAAAUCCUGGAGAGUGGGCAUCUUCGAAAACUUGACCACAUCAGUGACAGUGUCUCAGUGCUAGAAUUAUUUUCCAAUAUAUGGGGAGCAGGAGUAAAGACUAGCCAGAUGUGGUACCAGCAGGGCUUUCGCACUCUGGAUGACAUUCGCACUAGGGCCUCUCUCACCAGCCAGCAGGCUAUUGGCUUGAAGUACUAUGAGGACUUUUUGGAACGCAUGCCACGGCAAGAAGCUGCUGAAAUUGAGCAGACUGUUAGAGAAGCAGCUCAGUCUAUUAUAUCUGAAGUAGUGUGUGUAGCAUGUGGCUCUUUCCGGCGUGGCAAAUCUACUUGUGGGGAUGUGGAUGUGUUGGUGACUCAUCCUGAUGGACACUCCCACCAAGGACUAUUCAACAAAUUGCUCAACAUCCUUCAUAAAAGUGGCUUUCUCACAGACGACUUGGUGAAUCAGGAAGACAAUGGAAGCCAGAAGAAGUACUUAGGAGUCUGCCGUUUGCCAGGCCCAGACAGGCACCACAGGCGUGUUGACAUCAUUGUGGUGCCCUACAGAGAGUUUGCCUGUGCUCUGCUGUACUUCACAGGCUCAGCCCACUUCAAUCGCUCCAUGAGAGCACUGGCCAAGACUAAAGGCAUGAGUCUGUCAGAGCAUGCCCUCUGCAGUGGUGUCGUGCGGGGACCAGAUGGCCUCAAAACUGUGCCUGGGAUUCUCCUGCCCACUCCCACUGAGAAGGAUGUGUUUGCACAUCUGGGGUUGCCUUACCGGGAGCCACAUGAGAGGGACUGGUAAAGGGAAGAAAGGAAGCAGCUCCAGCCAGCCACAGGGAGAUACGGGGACCUGCAUGAGAUUUUCAAACAUAUACAAUUUGUUUGUUUUCCUUGAAACAUAUUUGUGGAGACUAAACCUAGGACUUUGGUGAGCAGCUGAUUUUUUUUUCUAUCGACUGUGAAAAUUCCAAGAUUUUGAAAAUCUUUUAUUAGCUUUGAAAGAUUUCAGAGGAGCACUAUGCACAAAUUAACUGAUUCAGUAAGCAGUUAUCAGUGAAUGAGACAUUGUGAUUGUAAAGCAGUUUGCACAUUAAAAACCCAAUUAAUAAGUCUACUAAGGACAAAUGGGAAAUUUACAGAAUUUAAAUAAUUUUAAAAACAUGAUUUGCAGAGUUACUAUCCUUACAAUAUUUUGAAGAUCUGCUAUGGGAAAGGCCACUUCAGAAGACUGUUGUAUAUUGAAGGGAUUUUGAGAAUCUGUUUCAGAAAUUUUGGAAGACUAUAUGUCUAUUGCAGAGAGCUGACUAGAGGACUUUGGGCCAAUUACACUCUCUCAGCCUAACCCACCUCACAGGGUUGUUGUAGAGAAAAAAGGAGGCAGCAGCAUGAUGUACACCAUCUUGAAUUGUACAAAAUAAAAGUGGGGUAUAAAUCUAAUUAAUUUAAAAAUUGCUGGGACUGAAGGACAGGGCUUCCUUUUUUUGUCACCAAGUUUGCUUUCUUGUACGCUGCUAGAAAUCUGAUCAUUUGCAAAAGAUUUUUGAAAUUAGACUCAGGGUUGCAUGAAAUUAGGCCAAGGAUAUAUGAUUCCAGAGCUGCACUUGAUCUAUGGGAAAGAAAAGGUGAUUCAUGAUUUGCACUUGGAGAUAACUCUCUUAUGAAUUAGUUUAUAUUCUGUUUUAAGGAAUAUAUUUAAAAAGUUACUCAAAUAGUAGUAAGUAUCACCACUGAUAUAGAUUUCUGUAUUUGCAGAGUACAUAUUAAUCUUAGAGACUGGUGUGACUCCAGAGUUUGGAACUUUGGUCAGUACUUCCUUGAGGUCAAGGAUAGGAGACUAAAUGAAGUUGAAAACACUUCAGCAGAAUAGGUUUUGCUUGUCUGAUUAGGUAAUUUCUUAGCAUCAAGAAAAAUGUCAGAAAUUUACAGGUAGUCCUCAUUUAGCUACCACAAUUAGGACCAGCAAC